This is a messenger RNA of Eufriesea mexicana, 736 nucleotides long. RefSeq lists its product as uncharacterized. Lineage: Eukaryota; Metazoa; Arthropoda; Insecta; Hymenoptera; Apidae. The record is from RefSeq and is a predicted model, not a curated record. Bases 180 to 554 code for a protein of 124 amino acids. The transcript is spliced from 5 exons.
GGUAUAACACUUGGUUGCAUUUCCAAUGCAUUACAAUAGCAUUGGAAAUAUGCCGUAACCUAUGUAACGGUGUCUUUCUACUAGUGAUGACAUUUUGUCAGUAAUUUAUUGAACCAGUUAAUCUUCCAAGUAGACCACGUACAUAUUACAGAUAUCAUAGAUAUAUAUCCAAAUACAAUAUGGAUACAUAUGAAAGUGCACCAAGCCAGGAUGUGGUAAUAUGUGACAUUAACAAGUACUGUGCACAUACUAGGAUCAUGGAACAUCUCAUAACUUCAUUAUUAAGAGAAUUUAUGGACGAACAUGCAGAUAAAGAUCUAGAUGUGCCAACUCUAAUAGAGACCUUUAAAACUCAUUGCGUUGACUUUAUGGAUGACUUAAGCUUAGACUCAGAUAAAAAGUCAUUAGCUCUGGAGUUCUACUGUAGAAUAAUAUGUGAAUUAGUCCCAGAAGCUAGAGAAGUGAUACAGGGCAGAGAUACAAAUGAUAAAGCUUGGAAAUUUAUUUUCAAUCAUAAAUCAGAGCACAGAAGCAAGUGGACAAUACUUGUCUAAAGCUGAUACAGACAAUCCUAUUUAUGCAUUUGUUGCUGCCACUAAAAAUGUUAAUAGUUCUUUCAAAAAAACUAUACUGGCUGAAAUUAUUAAACGGUAUAUGGUGGUAUUGUAGCAGAUUUUUCAUCAACUCUGAACAGUGAUCAUAUCUUGCCUUUAAAUUUAUAAGAAUUGAAGCUGAA